This is a messenger RNA of Erythranthe guttata (spotted monkey flower), 1634 nucleotides long. RefSeq lists its product as uncharacterized. NCBI's taxonomy places the organism in Eukaryota, Viridiplantae, Streptophyta, Magnoliopsida, Lamiales, Phrymaceae. The record is from RefSeq and is a predicted model, not a curated record. Gene Ontology annotation, molecular function: mRNA binding; protein binding.
AUGAAGUGCAAUUUUCCCUAAAACUUAAUAGCCAGAAGAAGGAAGGCCGGAAACUGAGCAAAAAUCGAACCAAAUCAAUGGCGGCAGCAAGCAGCAGAAUUUCGCGACCGAUUUUUCGACCGGAAAACCGUUCUCUAAUAACCGAAAGCGGCCGCCGAUUGGCACGGCUCUUGUUCACCACCUCGUCGACUGAUAUUCCUCUGCUCCAGAAGCUGCUAAAGGCGCCGCUUUCGAAAAUAGGGGCAACCCUAGACUCUGAGUUCACCUCCGACUCGGCCGAGUUUCCGUCGGCUGCUCUUCUCUCUUCUCUCAAUUCCUCCGCUCCCCAUAAAGCUAAUUUGGUUAUCGAAUGGAAAUUAGAUAAACUAACCGAACACGAGUCGAAAAAUCACGAUCGUUACGCUCAAUUGAUAUCUUUAUGCAAGAACAUUCGAAAUCUCCGAAUUGCAUUCCGUGUAUUUUCUUCGAUGGAGGCUCGGGGAAUUAAACCUACAUCGACGAUCUUCAACGAACUUAUACACACAAGCUUAUCUUCGGGUAAUUUACUCACAGCAUUAAGCUUAUUCGAAACAAUGGAGGCUUCUUCAAUAGGCAGCUACAAACCCGAUUCGGACACCUACAAUGCGUUCAUUUCGGCAUAUGCAAAUUUGGGGAAUAAAAACGCAACUGAAUCUUGGUUGACGGCUAAAAAGGAAUUGGGAUUUUCGGUCGAUGCUCAAACCUAUGGUUUUCUCGUACAAUGCUGUAUCAAAUCGAAAAAAUACCACGAUGCUCGAAAGUACUUUGAUGAAAUGAUAUUAUCGGGACUAAUGCCUAACGAGUCGAUAAUUGAAAACAUGAUCGCUAUGUAUUGUCAGCAACGAAAUCCGAUUAGGGUCAAAGACAUUUUGAAGCUUGUGGUGAAUUAUAGGUUAAAGAUUGAUCGGAAUACGGUUAAAAAGGUUGUGGAUUUGUACGGCGGGCUGGGAUUGGUGGAUGAGCUGGAAGAGUUAGUGUUGACUUUGACCGAGUCUGGUCAAACUUCGGAAGUUCUUUCGCUGGUUCACUGCUCGGUGAUAAGAUUAUAUGCUGAGGUGGAUAGAUUGAACGAUGUCGACCCCUCUAUGGGAAGAAUGCUGAAGGGUGGAAUCUCGUUUGGCUGCGAAGAGGAUGUUGAAAAGGUGAUUUGUUCGUAUUUUAGGGCAGAGGCUUAUGAUAGGCUGGAUUUGUUUCUGGAAUGUAUACGAGAUUCAUACGAGCUUACGAGAUCGAUUUACGAGUUAUUGGGCGCUGGAUAUCGAAGGGCAGGGCUUUCGGAGAAAUUAAAUGCGGUGGUUAAUGAAAUGAAAGUGGCUGGUUUUUCGUAGUUCUUGAAUUAUUUUUUGCCACUCUUUCUCCAUAAAUUAAGUAGCUAAAAUGCCGAUGGUUGGAGAAUGCAGAUUCUCUGCGAUUUAAUAAUCGGGUUUCGACGGACGCGAUGAAUAGAAAGAGCUUGGAUCGGAUGCAACCGAGAGCACGCCUUUCGGUUCUUGGACUCCAUCUUGACCAGGCCUUGUAUCUUAUUUUUGUGUUUACUAUAAAUUGAUGUAAUUUAUAUUUAUUUUUUUACUAUAAAUUGUUCUUAAAAAUCAUUAAUUAUUUGAGAUCAGUUGUAU